AUGCAAGAACCAGUCUACAACCCCGAAUGCCCCAUGGCCAAAACCACCACCGCCUACCAGUACAAACUGGUCAACUGCCCCGGAAAGACCAUCGUCGGCAUGCUGGUCGAAUACCCCCCAAACGGAGCCACGCCCCCUCACCGCCACGGAGGCGCCUCGGUCUCCGCCUAUGUGAUCCAUGGCUCUGUCCUGAACAAGAUGAACAACGACCCGAUGAGGGUGGUGGAGCAGGGUGGCUCCUGGUACGAGGCGCCAGGCUGUCACCACCGGAUCAGCGCCAACGCCAGCCAGACCGAGCCAGCGGCUUUUUUCGUCACGUUUGUGAUUGACUCGGAGACGCUGGAGCGGGAGGGACCGUCGGUGCUGUUGCAGUAUGAUGAGGAGUAUAAGGAUGUUGUGGCGCGGAAGAUGAGGGGAUAG
Molecule: messenger RNA, 420 nt
Organism: Aspergillus terreus NIH2624
Lineage: Eukaryota; Fungi; Ascomycota; Eurotiomycetes; Eurotiales; Aspergillaceae
Product: cupin domain-containing protein
Exons: 2
Coding region: 1-420 (139 amino acids)
Source: RefSeq, a predicted model, not a curated record